AUGGAACCCCAACCAGUCACCCCCGAGGCUGUUGAGUCUGCUCGAGAGCACUCGCUCUUCCUUAAAUUGGUCUAUUGGCACAAGCUCUUCGAAUCCGACAGCCCGCCCCGGCUAGGUAUCGAUGUCGAAAAACGCAUACCGUACACCACAACGUCGGCAAUUAUGACUGGCUUAGCUUUAGGAUAUGUACAUGGAAGCAGAAGAGCAGGUCUCGUGUUUCGGGCAGAAAACGCACAUCGAUUUCCCACCUCGUCAACCGGCUGGUUCCAGUACCACAAGACUAAGAACUACAUCUCUAUCGUCGGCGGAGCGAAGGAUGGAGCAAAGAUGGGCCUCAGACUGGGCACUGGGGCCCUUGCGUUUUCCCUAUUUGAGGAGACAGUCGACUAUGCUCGUCAUGAUGAGCGAGACUUCAUUUCAACAGUCAUCGCUGGCUUAUCAUUUUCUGGCAUCUACAGUUUACUAGCUUGUCAUGAUGUUUAUACUGCGGCGCGCACAGCAAAGCUUGGCUUGAAGUUAAGCUUGGGCUACGGUCUACUGCAGGACGCAUUGGAGACCAUGAAAGGAAACCGCCCAAAAUACCUAGACUUUUUUGCAGGGAAGCGCCAAGAUAAAUUCAAAGAGGAGAGCUCUGUAUGA
Messenger RNA from Penicillium angulare, 639 nucleotides. RefSeq lists its product as uncharacterized. The transcript has 2 exons. NCBI's taxonomy places the organism in Eukaryota, Fungi, Ascomycota, Eurotiomycetes, Eurotiales, Aspergillaceae. Bases 1 to 639 code for a protein of 212 amino acids. The record is from RefSeq and is a predicted model, not a curated record.